CGUCAUUCUUCACAGGAAAUUCGUCCAUGUUUUCAUAGAUCGAUGAGAAUGCCUGAACCACUGUUGGUAUUCGGUAUCCGUCUGCGACAAAAUCUGACAUCAAAUCGUCGCUGUUGAGGCCAGACGGAACUUGAAAUUGAGGCAUGCCUUACCUACGGGACAAAGGCAGAUUUUUACGGUAUAAUAUUGUCAGUGGAGUAAUUUCCAAUGGGAAAGUGUCAAUCUUGUUGUGAGACGCCUGGAACCUCGGCCAGCUCAAGGUACUCUAGUACACCACGGUCAGCAUCCACUGCAGGGACUUACCGGGGCAGAGCAGGCUCCCAGCCUCAGGUCCUCAACUCAGACCCUGGGGGCGGGGAUGUCCUCAGUCAUCUAACCUCCAGUAGGCAGCCUCAACCAAUAUCAGACAAAAAAAUGUUCACACCCUACCCAAAACUACCACCCAUCAAAAAACACAGCAACGGUGAUAACAAACGUUUGUCUUUUAUAUCGAGGGACUACUCGGAAAGUAAGAUACAAGCACUGUUUGAGCAAUAUAAGGACCCGGGAGAGGAUGCAAUAUUAGCUGAAGGUAUAGAGAAAUUCUGUACAGAUUUAGAUGUAAAUCCAGAUGAAUUUAUAGUGUUGGUGCUAGCAUGGAAAUUCCAGGCCAAGACAAUGUGCAAGUUUACUAGAGAGGAGUUUGUUAAUGGUUGCAAAGCAAUAAAAGCAGACUCCAUCAAAGGUAUCCAGGGUAAGUUUACUGACUUGCUGACUGAAGUCAAAGAUAAGCAAAAGUUCAAGGAACUGUAUCGAUGGACAUACAAAUUUGGGCUGGAUGCAGAGUCAGGACAAAGGACACUUCCUAUUGAUAUGACAAUUAGUCUUUGGAAGCUGGUCUUCUCGCAGACAGAGCCACCUAUAGUACAGCGGUGGCUAGAGUUUCUAGAUGUCCAUCCUAAUAUUCGAGGCAUCCCACGGGAUACCUGGGACAUGUUCCUCAAUUUCACUGAGCAGGUUGGUGAUGACCUAGGGUCAUAUGAUGACACUGAAGCCUGGCCUAGUCUCUUUGAUGACUUUGUAGAAAAUGAAAAUGACAGACAAAAUCAAAAUGUAAAAACACUUUAGUAUAUUGGCGCUGUUUUAACAUUCCAUAUAAAUAUGUUGCCAUCACUUUGUGUAAUAUUGAGUCAUGUCAGGGUUUAGUGGGAUGCCUUUCGUUGAAGCCUACACACAUGUUACCUUGCAAUGUUUGCUUUUUAACUCUUUAAUCACAUAAUCUUAAUUAUUAACAGCUUCAAAUGUGCAAUUUUAGUUGAGGAUUACAUUUUUAAAAUAAAUUUAUUUUUAUUUAGUUCAUGUAAUAGCAUUUUGGAUACUGAUAUUGCAAAUCACUCUAUUUUCACAUGUACAUAAUUUUGUAAAAUCUGGAUAUUAUUCUUAUGAAAACUUCAACAGACAUAAUAUAUACCAUAUCAAUAUUGCUGAUACAAUGUAAUUAUAUAACCAAUUCUGAAAAAUUCUGAAAUUUGACCGGCUGUAUCUCAGACACUAGAUAUAACUGCUUGUCACUGGAAUUUCAUACUUUGGGGAUGAGUUCACUGAGGUAAGGCAGUGUACGUGUGUUAUGUAUCAAAAGUAUGUCACCCAGGCUUAAAUUUUGACCUUUACCCUACAUCUGAUGGGGAACUGUAAAUUGCCCCCCCCCCCCCCCCCCCCCGAAUUGUUACAUGUAUUUCAUAGGCAUUUUAAAUUCUUCCCUUGCACAAAUCAAACUCACCACAGGGUUUCUUGUGAGUUCAUGUUGUGGACUCUUCUUUAUCAGUUGUCUAUCAAUACUUUUUCUUUAAACGAUUUCUUCAAAAGUAUUCUAAUUCCAGAACAAUGUUGUUUCAAUGUUAAAAAUGCAGACUGGAUCAAACUCAAAUUUUUACUAUAAUUUUUUCAGAAAAUGUCAUAUUCAUCAAGUAUAUUUUUUAAAGUAGGUACUUUGAAUGGAGUAAUAUAUAUCUUGACGUACAUUUUUAGGUCAGAAAGUUUCCUUAACAAAUAAGAGUUUGUAACAAAUUUAGAGGUCAAUAUCAUACUAGCCAUUUUGUUAGUACCAUUAUAUUAAUUACUUUGUAUAGAAAUAAACAGAUAGACAUCUGUCACAGAAAAUGUUAGGUAAUUAGGUUUGUAUGACAUGAAAACAAAUGAAUAUCAAUGCUUAGCUUAUACAUGUAGCAAGGUUCGGGCCAGAUCACUUCAGGCCUUCUUGGCCCGAAUUAACAUGACAGCCUGAAAAUGUCAGCUUUCUGCUGGUGUUGGAAAGAUAUUGAACAGUAAUAGUAAACUGUUAAGUAUUCUACUGUUGCACAAAAUUUGCAUUUUGCAUUUCUUUUUGAGUUUUCGUAUAAAGAUAAGCGAGUUUAUUUUUCCAUCUAAAAGCUGUUUUUUCACAACUAGGACAAGUUGACUUGGAUGCCACCUCUUGUUGAUAAGUAAUUAGAGUAAGUUGAUAAAAAUCCAAGCAAGUGUCUUUAUUGCAAAUUUUCUUCUACUUAAGGCAUGGUGACACAGUUAAUAAUUGAUAUUAUGGAAAAUCAUUGAAAAAUAAUGACCAAAAUCAGAAAUAUAGGUCCACGAACAAUUUAUAGAUCAGUCAGUUAUAAAUCCUACUUUCCACACAAAAUCAAGUUCCUUUACCCUUUAAACCAAAACUUCCUUUUGAGGUCUUGCUUUAUGUUUCCAUGUUUCCUGUGCUGUAACUGUUAAAACAAACUGAGGUUGUCUCCCUUUACCUGCCAAAGUUGAAGAUUGAUCAUAUAACCAUAGUUGUUGUCCAGUCCUGUCUUCACUUGACUGUGGCUUUUGUCAGAAUGGACAUCUGACCUCACAUGACCGUGACCGUGGCUGUUAUUGUCUCAGUGGACACCCUUUCUCAUAUGACCGUGGCUGAUAUUGUCUCAGUGGACACCCAUCUUCCUAUGACCGUGGCUGUUGUUGUCUCAGUGGACACCCGUCCUCAUAUGACCGUGGCUGAUAUUGUCUCAGUGGACACCCUUUCUUAUAUGACAGUGGCUGAUAUUGUCUCAGUGGACACCCAUCUUCCUAUGACCGUGGCUGUUGUUGUCUCGGUGAACACCCUUCCUCAUAUGACCGUGGCUGUUAUUGUCUCAGUGGCGACCCGUCCUCAUAUGACCGUGGCUGAUAUUGUCUCCGUAGACACCCUUUCUCAUAUGACAGUGGCUGUUGUUAUUGUCUCAGUGGACACCCUUUCUCAUAUGACCCUGGCUGAUAUUGUCUCAGUAGACACCCAUCCUCAUAUGACCGUGGCUGUUGUUGUUGUCUCGGUGAACUCCUGUCCUCAUAUGACAGUGGCUGUUAUCUCAGUGGCUUUUUGUCUCAGUGGCCACCCUUCUUCAUAUGGCAGUCACAGUUGUCUCGGUGGACAUCCAUCCUCAUAUGGCCAUGGCUGUUGUUGUCAGAGUUGACAUCCAUCCUCAUAUGGCCAUGACUGUUGUUGUCUGAGUUGACAUCCAUCCCGAUAUGGCCAUGACUGUUGUUGUCAGAGUUGACAUCCAUCCUCAUAUGGCCAUGACUGUUGUUGUCAGAGUUGACUCCUGUAUCAGAUUGCUAGUAGACAUAAAUGAUAAUAAGAUAUGAUGUAUUGAAGUUACUCACAAAAAAGUAUGUAUUGGUCAAAAAAUUAUCAGUGACAACAUCACUACCUUUGUUUUAUAUCUUUUCAGUCAUUUGGAAAGCAAUGUAUGUACAUCUAUCUGAAGAUCUGAGUAUUUAUGGGUAUUUUCUAUCUUGAUGUCACAAAGUGGUCCAUGUUUCACCUGUGCAAGAUGCUAAUUGUUUAGGUAUGCAUAUACCAUAUAUACAAUCAAUUCCCACAGACCCUAGGCAGUUGAUUGUACAGAUGCUUCAUUUAUGACCAGUUUUGAUUUCUUUUAACAUUGACUUUCUCUCAUUUGAUGAUAUGUUACAUAAUUGUUAUAUGUAAAUUGCCUUAAGCUUACCUGUUGAUGUGUUUCUGCUCCGAGUGAAUAUACAUUCUGUGUAUGUUGUUGAUAUAUGAAGAAUCUCAUCCAUACCACUUAAAAGAUACACAUUUUGUCUGAUACAAACAACAGUUUCACCCAUUGUGCAAGUGUACUACACAUUUCGAAAUUAGGAAAAAAAAACAUUCUGGAUAAAUAUUACCCUAACACCUAUUUGUGAAGAAAAAUAUCUAGAAUCACUUGUAUACUUUAGGUCAGUCCAAUGGAAUAGCUGAAUAUCCAGCUUCAGAUUGGAGUAUUGGCAUCCAUAAAGUUGACAUCAACAGUACUAGUGAGCAGAAAAUAUCUAUAAGGGGUAUACAUUUUUCUUUUACAAUGGGUGUAUGUUCAGUCACAGAAAAGGUGUGUAAUUAUAUACAUAAACACAAUCGAUUUUCAGCUUUUUAGAAAGAAUAUUUAAGGUAACAUAAUAUAAUGAUCGCAAUGGCAAUUAGGUCUAGUGAUUCACUAGCCAUUUCUACUGUAAGGCACUAGCUAGAUAAACAGUAUCCCUCAGAAAUCAUAGAUAACAGUAAUUAUGCUUUUCUGUUACCAGUGUUUUAUUUACUUAUUUGAUUAGUUCUAUUAUUAUUUUUCUCAGAUUUUACCAUUUUACCUGUAUAUGUAAAGGAGGAAGUUGUUUUUGUACAAGUAGAGCAAUGCAUGUUUUUAGCCUGUCAAUAUGCACAUAGCUUCAGUUAGGGACUUGGGGUGUAAUAUAUGAUUUUAGAGAUGAAAAGUGGCAUGUAACAAAUCUCAAAACUUGGUAAGAUGUUGUGUGACUCCUCCCUUCAUCUAUCGUCCCAGUACUCUCUUGUACAGCCAUGUAGAGGGACCGUUCUGCCCUAAAUGUUGUGCCUUUCUGUACAUAUGUAUUUAAACUACUCAAAUGUAGGAGACAGUAGACAGAGGUACAGAUGUAGAAUGUAUGAUAGCGACAACCUUCCUUUACUUGGCAUUCUCUUACAAUGUAACAAUUCUAACUGUCUUGGGUAUUAUAAAAAGAUGUCCAUCGCUUAAGUUAUCUGAGAGGUAUAUCAGCCUAAUUUCAAUAUAAAUUAACUAAACCUUAAUUACAUCUUACAAAAAGAAUCGAGAGAAAAUGACUACUCCAUAUUAUUCUGCUUUCAGUUAAAUUUAGGAUUUGAUAUGUAUAAUUCCUGAUGAAAAAUGUUCCUAGUUAUUAUAGCUUUAGAUCUCAAUACUGAAAUGUUGAUUAACAUUCUGCCAAUCAGAUUGUGGGGGUAACGUCCAGUAACAGAGAUGGAAACGUGAGAUGGAAACGUGAGGUGGAUCCUUGUGAGCUGAUGUUGUUCUGGUACUAUUGCUGAGAUAGUGCCUUACAAAGUUUGGUUUGAAAACACAUUUGUUAAGUUGAUUACUCUAAGUAUUUUGCAAUCAACUUUAUUUUGUAGAUAUACCACAGAUAUGACACAAUGACUUUUUGUGGAUUACCAGUAAUACAGCACAAUGAUUUUGUGUGGAUUACCAGUAAUACAGCACAAUGAUUUUGUGUGGAUUACCAGUAAUACAGCACAAUGAUUUUGUGUGGUUUACCAUAAUACAAUGAUUUUGUGUGGAUUACCAGUAAUACAGCACAAUAAUUUUGUGUGGAUUACCAGUAAUACACCACAAUGAUUUUGUGUGGAUUACCAGUAAUGUAAUACAGCACAAUGAUUUUGUGUGACUACCAGUAAUACAGCACAAUGAGUUUGUGUGGAAUACCAGUAAUACAGCACAAUGAUUUUGUGUGGAUUACCAGUAAUACAGCACAAUGAUUUUGUGUGGAUUACCAGUAAUACAGCACAAUGAUUUUGUGUGGUUUACCAUAAUACAAUGAUUUUGUGUGGAUUACCAGUAAUACAGCACAAUAAUUUUGUGUGGAUUACCAGUAAUACACCACAAUGAUUUUGUGUGGAUUACCAGUAAUGUAAUACAGCACAAUGAUUUUGUGUGACUACCAGUAAUACAGCACAAUGAGUUUGUGUGGAUUACCAGUUAUACAGCUCAAUGUUUUGUGUGGAUUACCAGUAAUACAGCACAAUGAUUUUGUGUGGAUUACCAGUAAUACAGCACAAUGAUUUUGUGUGGAUUACCAGUAAUACAGCACAAUGAUUUUGUGUGGAUUACCAGUAAUACAGCACAAUGAUUUUGUGUGACUACCAGUUAUACAGCACAAUGAUUUUGUGUGGAUUACCAGUAAUACACCACAAUGAUUUUGUGUGGAUUACCAGUAAUACAGCACAAUGAUUUUGUGUGGAUUACCAGUAAUACAGCACAAUGAAUUUGUGUGGAUUACCAGUAAUACAGCACAAUGAUUUUGUGUGGAUUACCAGUAAUACAGCACACUGAUUUUGUGUGGUUUACCAGUAAUACAAUGAUUUUAUUUGUGGUUUACCAUUAAUACAGCACAAUGAUUUUGUGUGGUUUACCAGUAAUACAGCACAAUGAUUUUAUGUGGAUUACUAGUAAUACAAUGAUUUUAUUUAUGUGGAUUGGCAGUAAUACAACACAAUAAUUCCAUUUAGGUAUUACCAUCGUGGUUUUACAGUAAUACAACAUGUUUUGUGCCAUUUUGUUGAAUAUUUUACUGAAGGUAUUUCUUUAUCAUUGUGAUAUACAAUCCUGUGGUUCCAUAACAGGGGACAAGUUUAUAGUUGAAAACUUAGAGACAUGCAUUUACCACUGAUAUACCGCAGUAGUAUACUGUCAGCCUCUCUAUAUCAGUGAGCCUGUUAGUGGUCUGUUGUAAUUAUUUCAUGUUGUGUCUUAUAUAUAAUUAUAUCUAUUGUAGGAAUUGUAGACAAACUGUUUGUACAAUAGGUCUAGUUUGCACCUAGAUCAGAUAUUGAAAUUGACUAUAGGCUAACAUAACCUUAUUAUACACAAAGUUGUGUAGUUCUACCAUUCCACUGAGAAUGGCUACAGAUGUCAGAGGACACUAUCUCAAGAUGCUCCAAGCAUCUCUUGUUCCAUGUUCACAGAAAAGUUUAGAAGUGACUUAAGAUACAUACUUUAUAUUUGAUGUGCUAGAACAUUGACGGGCAGUUAUUCUCUAAGGAUUUGUGAUCAAUGGGAAUGUCAAUCAUAGUGGGAAAUGCAAUUUAAACAGAAAAAAAUGUCCUAAAAUGGGAGAAAACUAAGAUUUGGAAAUUUGAAGUUUAAAUAAUUUUGUGAUAUUUGGGCCUUGAAUACAUUAAAGAGUGGGUAAAUGUGGUGUGCAAUAGGUAUGGUUGAAGUGUCAAACACAGGGUGAGAGAAUAUGCUUUAGAUGUUCUGAUUUGUACAGUGUGAUAGUCCUAGCUUGUGUGACAUAUAUCAUAAUUCUAGUCACCUUAUUCUUCGUAUGAUUUAGUAAUUUUGUCUACUUUAUAGAUGUGUCCAAUAACAGUGCCCUUACAUUGAUUUAAUUUCCUGGGCAUUAUGCUAUCAAGAUAACAUGGAUUUCUAACUUUAUUUUCAUUGAUCUUGGAUAAACAACUUGUAAACCGUAACAUAAGUAUGUCAUUAAAAAAAUAAAAAAACAGACAGAUCCAUAAUUCACAUCAAGUGAGAUCUGAUGAAUUGAGAUAAUCAGUAUUGUCAUUUAAUUAGAUUCUGGAGUGAAAUUACAACUUGUAUUGAUCCAUGACUCAUGCAUUAAGAAUUUAUCUGUAUACCUGGAGUACUUUGUAUGUUAACAUCCUCUGACAAGGUGAAGCUUCCAAACACAUGUGGUGGCUUGUAACACAGGUUACUUAUCCAAGACUGUUGGUGGCAUAAGCCUAGAGUAAUGGGGCUGCUUGAGUUACACCAGACAUACCAUAUAGUUUUAAUUUGCAUAAUAGUAUUCUUUCUUGUUUGAAAAAAAAAUAUAAUAAAUUGCUAUGUUGAUCUCAA
Messenger RNA from Pecten maximus, 7889 nucleotides. RefSeq names its product DCN1-like protein 3. Gene Ontology annotation, molecular function: cullin family protein binding; ubiquitin-like protein binding; ubiquitin conjugating enzyme binding. Gene Ontology annotation, biological process: protein neddylation; positive regulation of ubiquitin-protein transferase activity. Gene Ontology annotation, cellular component: ubiquitin ligase complex. NCBI's taxonomy places the organism in Eukaryota, Metazoa, Mollusca, Bivalvia, Pectinida, Pectinidae. The record is from RefSeq and is a predicted model, not a curated record.